CAGUUUAUUGUUGACUUUGACAGUGAUACUAACGUCAAAAUUAAAUUUGUUUAUGUUCGAAGUUUAAAAUUCUGUUUAGAACAAAUGAUAAUCAUAAACUGGAAUAAAUAUGAGUGAAUUUAAAUUACAACAUAUUGUUUCGGAAUUACUUAAUGCUCUGGGAGGAAAAAUUACACCAAAUAGAUUAAUUGAAUAUCUACAAGAAAAUCAACACUCAGGAAAUUCAGCAGGUUUUUCUGUCGAACAGAAACAUCUAACUCGUUUAACUCAAGAUAUAGCAGACUCAAAUGCAUUUAUAACCAAAUAUAAUGAUCUCAAAGAUAAAAAUGUCGACUCAUUAGAUGCUUAUGUACAACUGCUAGAUAAUAUUUCACAAGAUUCCAGCUUAAAAGAUUUCUUGUUAAAAAGCAAUAGGCCAUCAACUGCUUCUGUUCCUGAACUCACAAGAGAUAAUUUGCCACAAAUUAAGAAUAAAUUAAAGAAGGCUGUAAUAAAGAAAACACAUCAUGAUGAUUCCCUAAAAAAUAUAUUAAAUACAUCGACUGUUCCAUUGGCAAGCACUCCUUCAGUAGCAUCUUGGGUGCAAAGAAGACCAACAAUGACAUGGGAUUUUUCUUUGUCCACUGCAUCUCGUACAAUUCCUACAGUACCUUCAGUAUCACAAGAGAAUGUAUUAAUAGAAGAUUUACUGAAUGCCUUAAUUGGUUUACCAGGAUGUUAUAUUGAACCAGAAGAAUUAAAAGAUGUAUAUGGUCCAAGGACAUUCAGAAUUAAUGACAAUGUUUCUUUAUCACUGAGGGAACUUAUCAAACAGAUAUUACCAUUAGCCAGCCAUUAUUCAAUUAUACAAAGAUUCACUGAAGAAAAGAUGAGAUUUGAAUAUGGUCAAGUUAACAACGCUCUUGCAGAGGCUAUGAAAAGCAUAAUCAAAGAUCAUAUGCUUUUUAUAAUACAACUGGAGAGCGAAUUUAGAAUGGCAAAUCUUACUCUCCAAAAACUUUGGUUUUUUGUUCAGAGAAAUAUGCAAAGUUUGGGAAUUGUUGCAAACAUAGCCAGUGCAAUAAGUAAGUCAGAUGCAAAAGGUGGUAAAGUACUGAGUUUACUUCAUGACCAUGUUAUUGGAUCAAUUGGAGAUGAAAGAGCCCAAGAAUUAUGUUUGAAGUUAAUGGAAGCAGCUUGUUUACCAUAUAUGAAAAUGUUAGGAAUGUGGAUAUACAAGGGGAUAAUUUCUGAUCCAAUAAGUGAGUUUUUAGUGGAAGAUAAUGAAGUGAUUCAAAGGGAGGAUAUGCCUGUAGAUUAUUCAGCAGAUUAUUGGGAAAAGAAGUAUGCUGUUCGCCGAGAGAGAAUACCGAAAUUUCUAGAACCUGUCGCUGAUAUUAUACUUAAAGCUGGAAAAUACCUUAAUGUUAUUCGACAGUGUGGUAAACAGGUAAAAAACAAAGUUCUGCCCAUACAAUAUAAAAUAGAAGAAAAACAUUACAUUGAAGCAAUAGAAAAAGCUUAUAUGUUCGCCAGUCAGACUCUUUUGGAUCUAGUCAUAAUAGAAAAGGAUCUCAUUGGAAGACUAAAAUCGGUUAAACACUAUUUUCUCCUGGAUCAAGGAGAUUUCAUUGUCACUUUUCUCACUUUGUGCGAGAAAGAACUUGUCAAAUACUCAUUUGAUGUUAACCAGGGUUGCAUCGAAUCUCUUAUGGAUCUGGCGUUAAGAUUAUGUAGUGCCAUAAAUGAUCCUUAUAAGGAUGAUUUAAGGACUGAAUUAUUGCAGUAUGAUUUACAAUUUCAGAUGUUUAAGAUACUCAGCAUUCAAACUAAUUCUGAACAAGAAUAUUGGUCACCAGCUGAACAGAAAAAACUUCUAAUGAUUCAAUCAUUCUCUUUCAACUAUGAAGUUCGUUGGCCACUUUCUCUUAUCUUAAAUCGUAAAUCUUUAGCUUGUUAUCAAAUGAUUUUCCGUCAUUUGUUUUAUUGCAAAUACAUUGAGAGAAUGAUCUGUCAAGUAUGGAAAUCAAAUAAAGUGGCUAAGAAAUUCCAAUUUGAUGAUGCACAACAUUACAGAGCUGCUUUUGCGUUGAGACAGAGGAUGUUACAUUGUAUACAAAAUUUGGAAUAUCACAUGAUGGUGGAGGUUAUUGAACCUCACUGGUGUACAUUUUUAAAUAAAAUUGGAAAGGUUCAAAAUGUUGACGAGAUUCUAUCUUGUCAUUGCGAUUUCUUAGAUAGCUGUCUUAAGGAUUGCAUGUUAACUAUACCGCCCAUAUUAAGUACAAUAAACAAAUUGCUGACUAUAUGUGAAGAUUUUUGUAAAUUUAUGCAGCAGAUGCAGCGAUAUUUUGUGGAGGCAGAAUUGGGCUCAUUGCCUAAUUCUAUGUACGAAUCUAAUACACAGAAUGAACUUGUUUUUCAAGGAACCACUGAACCUUCAGAACCGACUCUUAGUUUUAAGGAAAAAAUAGCAACAUUUGAUAUUUCUUUUUCUGGAACUCUAAUACAGUUACUAGACCAAAUUAAUGAACUUAACAGAGAUACCAGUGAACACGAGAGACUUUUCAAUUUAUUGUACAGAAUCCUUGCCCUAUGUCCUUCAAUUGAUGGUCGCUCCUAUGUCCUUAAAAUAUCGCCCUUUGUUACCUCAACAGCCUGACCAAACCCUCAAACUGUGGUUGGACUUCAAUUCAUACUAUAGCGGCCAAUUGCAGAAGUACGGCUUGAAUAGAUUGGUUAAAGAUUCUUCCGGUUAAUAUUUAUAAAAAUAUUUUUUUAUAUAUUUUCGUUGUUAAUUAUUAUUUGUUGUAAGUUAUAA
This is a messenger RNA of Psylliodes chrysocephalus, 2800 nucleotides long. The record is from the annotation of a GenBank genome assembly. NCBI's taxonomy places the organism in Eukaryota, Metazoa, Arthropoda, Insecta, Coleoptera, Chrysomelidae.